UAUCUUUGGCAAAAAAAAAAAAAAAAACCUUAAGCAUUGAGAUUAACAGAACGACGCCGUUGGGUCAACGAUGGUGGCAAUAGAAUACCUGAGAAUUAACCACGUCGAACUUCAUCCCGGUGUUUGAAAUCACGAACAAACGUCAUAUUCUCUGCUUUCACAUUUCAACAAGUACAAUUCAAAACCAUGCCUCCGACGACGACAACGACCGCACCGUCGUUUCUAUCACCGACACAGAGAUACGCGGCGGGAGCAUUAUUCGCAAUAGCUGUUCACCAAGCUCAAAUCCAUCAAACUCGACCUCUCGGCUUCUCCGUUGAUUUUGACCCAACGCAACAACAAGACGGUGAUCGCAUUAGCAGCAGUAGCAGUAACAGCAGCGACUCCGUUUCCAACGACCCUGAACUUUGGGUCCACAAGGAUUCCGGCCUGCUCCGACCCGUUUUCAGAUUUCUAGACAUUGACCCGAACGCUUGGCUUGGUCUUGAAGAAACUGCAGGCUCAUCUCCAGCUAAACAUCAUGUUGGAGCUUUUCUAAGGUUACUUUCGGAAGAUAAUGAUCUCGAUGAUGAUGCUACGUCUUCACAACAUUCUGAUCAUGAACUUGCAUUGUCGAAAGCUGUUGAUGUUAUCUCACAGAACAUGGAAACACCCUCUGUUUCUUCUCAAUCCAAGAAAGAAAAGCAUAAGGAGUACGAGAACGAGUGUCGCGAAAAGUUGUCAAAUGAUGAGGUUCAGUCGGAUACUGAAGCGGCUAAAAAGUUAUUAGAGACUGCACAAGAGAGGCGUGAACAGGUGGAAUUGAACUCUGAUGAAGCGAAUGAUUGGAUAGAAACAGCGGCAAAGAGGGACGGUGUUUUGGCUGGUGUUAGUGGAGCUGAUGAGAAACCUAUUGAAGAGGAAAAGAUGCUUAGCUAUCAUAGGAAAAUUACUGUUCUUUAUGAGAUUCUUUCUGGCUGUUUGGCUGAUAAACGUGAUGAUAGUGGUAAGAAAAAAUGUACUCGGCGAAGAAAGGGUUAUGAUGCUAGACACCGUGUCGCUACAAGAUUGCUGGCUACUUGGCUUGAUAUCAAGUGGAUUCAAAUGGAAGCCAUUGAAACAAUAAUUGCUUCCUCAGCAAUGGCUGUAGCAAAGGAGGAAGAGUCAAAGGAAGAAGCAAGUCAGUCAACUAAAGGCAAAUGGGCUAAAUGGAAGCGUGGAGGUAUUAUUGGUGCAGCUGCCAUAACAGGAGGAACACUGAUGGCUAUUACUGGAGGAUUAGCCGCCCCAGCAAUUGCUGCAGGAUUUGGUGCUUUGGCUCCAACUUUGGGCACUCUUAUUCCUGUGAUCGGAGCAAGUGGCUUUGCUGCUGCUGCUAGUGCUGCAGGAACAAUUGCUGGUUCUGUUGCCGUUGCUGCAUCUUUUGGAGCUGCUGGAGCAGGACUUGCAGGUACCAAAAUGGCCAGGAGAACUGGAAGCAUUGAUGAAUUUGAAUUCAAAGCUACAGGGGAAAACCAUAAUCAAGGCCGAUUAGCUGUUGAGAUCAUGGUCUCAGGAUUUGUAUUUGACGAGGAAGAUUUUGUACGGCCUUGGGAAGGACAUAUUGAUAAUUUGGAGAGGUAUGUGCUGCAGUGGGAAUCUAAAAAUCUAAUUGCAGUGAGCACUGCAAUUCAAGAUUGGCUCACUUCAAGCAUUGCAUUGGGUUUAAUGAAGCAAGGUGCUAUGAUGACUGUGUUGAGCACACUUUUGGCUGCAUUGGCCUGGCCAGCAACAUUACUUGUAGCUACUGAUUUUAUAGAUAGCAAGUGGUCGGUUGCUAUUGACAGAUCGGACAAAGCAGGGAAACUUCUAGCUGAAGUGCUAUUGAAAGGAUUACAUGGGAACAGGCCUGUGACACUUGUGGGUUACUCUUUAGGAGCUAGAGUGAUUUUCAAAUGUCUGGAGACUUUGGCUGAGACUGAACAUAAUGCUGAAGUUGUAGAAAGAGUUGUUCUUCUUGGAGCCCCCAUCCCUAUCAAAACUGAGAAGUGGGAAGCCGCAAGAAAGAUGGUAGCCGGGAGAUUUGUGAAUGCAUAUUCUACGAAUGAUUGGAUUCUUGGAGUUGCAUUUCGUGCUAGUCUUCUUACUCAAGGAUUAGCAGGAAUUCAACCAAUUGAUGUUCCAGGAAUCGAGAAUAUUGAUGUUACUGAUACAAUUGAAGGGCACUCUUCCUAUCUAUGGGCUACGCAAAAAAUACUGGAAAGACUUGAAUUGGAUGCCUAUUAUCCCGUUUUCAUGAGCUCUGUCCUCCAAUCGAAUAUCCUACCGAUUCCGGUCAUACUAGAGGACUCGAGGACACAGAAUCAAACACCCUACUGAUUCUUGCUGCAAUUGCUUGGAUGGAGAAUGCUUCAAAUGUUAGCAUCUUGUGUUUCUGGUUCAGGCUAAGCUGAUUUCUGACAGAUUUUAAUGGUUGGAUCAUUUUCUUGCCCUUCUUGUACAUAUUGCCUAUUACAAGUUUCUGUAAUGGUGCCAAAAACUUAAAUAUAUUAAUGAAAAAAUAUUGUUAAUAGUUUUAGCUUCUACUCUAGCCAUUGGAAUAGUAACCUAACUCUUCUUGUACAUAUGUGUUGUAAUUUAAUACUUCCUUUGAUUUUAAUUUUUACUAUAAA
Mercurialis annua (annual mercury) is the source of this 2630-nucleotide messenger RNA. RefSeq lists its product as uncharacterized. NCBI's taxonomy places the organism in Eukaryota, Viridiplantae, Streptophyta, Magnoliopsida, Malpighiales, Euphorbiaceae. The record is from RefSeq and is a predicted model, not a curated record. The coding region runs from base 187 to 2337 and encodes 716 amino acids. The transcript has 16 exons.